This is a messenger RNA of Impatiens glandulifera, 1704 nucleotides long. RefSeq names its product cytochrome P450 94A1-like. The record is from RefSeq and is a predicted model, not a curated record. NCBI's taxonomy places the organism in Eukaryota, Viridiplantae, Streptophyta, Magnoliopsida, Ericales, Balsaminaceae. The transcript is spliced from 2 exons. Gene Ontology annotation, molecular function: heme binding; iron ion binding; monooxygenase activity. Bases 59 to 1594 code for a protein of 511 amino acids.
UUUCAUAGCAAAACAAAAUAUAAAAAACAAGUCUUGCUUACAGAAUUCGCCAUUGGUGAUGAUGAUGUUCAAUUUAGAGGUGUCCACCUCACUUCUCUUGUGUUUUCUCCCAGCCCUGUUUCUCUUCGUCUUGGUCAAGUUCAAUGCAUUACUCUUUUCUUCUUCUUCUUCCUCUAAGAAUCCUAAGCUUCCCAGAUCAUAUCCCUUCAUCGGCUCCAUUUUCGCCAUUAACGCUAACAGUGACAGAAAUACUCAAUGGACCUCUGAAAUGGCUUUGGCUUCGCCGUCGCAAACCGCCGUCAUCAACCGUCCCGUCUUCCGACAAUUUGUUUUCACGGCCAAUCCGGCUAAUGUCCGUCAUAUCCUGAGAACCCACUUCCAAAACUACGAAAAAGGCGACUUCUUCCGCGUCGCUGUCGGAGACCUCCUCGGAGACGGAAUCUUCAACGUCGACGGCGAGAAUUGGAAGUUCCAGAGGCAGGUGGCCAGUCACGAAUUCAACACCAAGUCCCUCAGGAAAUUCAUCGAGCAGGUGGUGGAAUCCGAACUCUCCGAUCGUCUCAUCCCCGUCCUCUCCGCUGCCGCCGCCAACAACACCGUCCUCGACCUCCAGGACGUUCUCCAGCGAUUCACCUUCGACAAUGUCUGUAGGAUCGCCUUCGGAUACGACCCGGCUUACCUCUCCCCUUCUCUACCCAACGAGAAAUUCGCCCAAGCCUUCGAAGACGCUGUUCGAAUCAGCAGCCAGAGAUUCCAAUCGUUCCAUCCCCUGGUCUGGAAAAUCAAGAGAUAUCUCAACGUCGGUUCAGAGAAGGACCUCCGGAUUGCAGUCAAACAGGUACGAGAUUUCGCGAACAAAAUGGUGAAAGAAAAGAAAGAAGAAUUGAAAGAGAAUGCGUCGCUCAGCUCCGUAGAUCUUCUGUCUAGAUUCUUAAGUUCUGGGCAUUCGGAGGAAAACUUUGUAACGGACAUAGUCAUCAGUUUCAUCAUAGCUGGUAAAGACACCACGUCAGCUGCUCUCGUUUGGUUCUUCUGGCUUCUCUCCAGAAAUGAACAUGUUGAAACCCAGAUUCUAAAAGAGAUCACUCACAAACCUGAAUCCAACAUGUACGAGGAAGUUAAGGAGAUGGUCUACACGCAUGCCGCUCUACAAGAAAGCAUGAGGUUGUAUCCGCCGGUGCCCUUAGACGGGAAGCAGGCGCUGGAAGAUGAUAUUCUGCCAGAUGGGACGGUCGUGAAAAGUGGGACGCGGGUGCAUUACCACCCAUAUGCGAUGGGAAGAUCGGAGGUGAUUUGGGGGAAAGAUUGGGCGGAGUUCCGUCCUGAACGGUGGCUCAAGGAAGAUCGGGUCACCGGGGGAAGACAAUUCGUGGCAAAGGAUGUUUACGAGUACCCUGUGUUUCAAGCAGGCCCCAGGAUUUGUCUUGGGAAGGAGAUGGCCGUUCUGCAGAUGAAAUCCAUUGUCUCCGGCGUCUUACACCGGUUUAAGGUGGUUCCGUUGAUUGAGAACAACAAGGAACCGGUUUUUAUGACUUAUUUGACUUCCAAGAUGAAAGGUGGCCUUCCCGUGAGAAUUGAAGAACGCAAGGUUUAGAGUAAGUAAUAAAGGAGUGUAAUAAUAAGUUUAGAAACUAUUUUCUAAAUCUGUCAUAUGUUUUAAGUUUAAGUAUUAUUUUAUGUUGGUUAGUUUCUGUUUUGUUUUAU